AUGGGCGCACCGCUGUCUCUCGAGCAGCUGCAGCAAGCGCUAACAGAAAAUCUCUCGAACGACGCUCUCUACGACCUCCUCAGUUCCUACGAAGAUGAAGCCUGCCAGCAGUUCACCCCAGCUGGGAUAACCGGUGACGCGACAGUCUUGACUGCCUAUUACUCCUCCUUUCUUUUCUCCCACCUCAUCAUCGACGAAAUACAAGAAGCUCGUGCUUUAACGCAGCGCAUCCCCUCGACGUUGAUCCAAAAUGAGCCAGUCAUACAGCACAGCAUUGCGAUACUACGGUCAAUUUACCAAAAUAAAUUCUCCGAAACCUUCGCGUUACUAAGGGGUCAGCCAUGGCCAAAGCCGGUCGAUAUCGUUGUUGAGAGGGUUGACGCUUAUUACACUGAAAAGUCAUUCCGCAACAUAAGUCGCAUUUACGAAUCGAUCAGACCUGAAGUAGCUGCAGAAUACCUCGGAUUACAGAACAACGCAGAAUUGACAGACAUAUUGGUGAAACGAGGGUGGGACUGGGAUGCCGAGAAAGAGCUCUUCCGACCACAUGUACCUGACGAACUUGUCAAUGCCGGCAAAGCCAGACCACCCCUCGACCAAAUUAGUCGCACCGUGGGUUUGGCGAGUGUCUAG
This is a messenger RNA of Talaromyces amestolkiae, 633 nucleotides long. RefSeq lists its product as uncharacterized. The transcript is spliced from 3 exons. Lineage: Eukaryota; Fungi; Ascomycota; Eurotiomycetes; Eurotiales; Trichocomaceae. Bases 1 to 633 code for a protein of 210 amino acids. The record is from RefSeq and is a predicted model, not a curated record. Gene Ontology annotation, cellular component: COP9 signalosome. Gene Ontology annotation, biological process: COP9 signalosome assembly; protein deneddylation.